Messenger RNA from Zingiber officinale, 1288 nucleotides. RefSeq names its product probable WRKY transcription factor 25. NCBI's taxonomy places the organism in Eukaryota, Viridiplantae, Streptophyta, Magnoliopsida, Zingiberales, Zingiberaceae. The transcript is spliced from 3 exons. The record is from RefSeq and is a predicted model, not a curated record. Gene Ontology annotation, molecular function: DNA-binding transcription factor activity; sequence-specific DNA binding. Bases 17 to 1174 code for a protein of 385 amino acids. Gene Ontology annotation, biological process: regulation of DNA-templated transcription.
GAUCGAUCGAUCGACCAUGCAGUUCGGCAAACCACAAGCUCAUGCCGCCGAUCCCCCGUCGCUGGCGCCGGAGGAUUCAUGGCGAUGCGGGCAUCGCGUGGCGAUCCGAGACAUCAACCGAGCCCAUGAUCUGAUGACCCAGCUGCAGGCUGUGUUACUUCAGUUCCCCGUCGGCUCCACCUGGUCGCAAUUGGGCGGCGACAUCAUCAAGGACAUACUGAAGCUCACCGCGUCGGCCCUCUCCGCCCUUCAAUCCAGCGAGGGGAUCGCCGGCGAGAAGAGGACUACUACUUGGGGAAGAAAGAAAAGGAGGAGGGUGGAGGAGGAGAAAUGGGCAGUCGUGACGACGGUGCCGUACGAGGAUGGUCGCCAGUGGCGCAAGUACGGACAGAAGGCCAUCAACAAUACUGAGCAUCCGAGGAGCUACUUCAGAUGCACAUACAAAGAGGAGCAAGGCUGCGAGGCCAAGAAGACGGUGCAGCAAGAGGACGGCCAUGCGGAUCCACCAAAGUUUACCGUGGAAUACACCGCUCGCCAUACCUGCAAAUUAUCCGAGUCGACAACAGGUCUCCCUUUUCAAAAGCUCUCUUGGCCGCUGCCGACCUCUGAUCGCCUGAUCACGUCCUCUUCGUCAUCGUCUUCUCCAUCGCUUGUAGCUGCUAGUACCGAUGCUAAAGUCGACGAUCAGAGCUAUGAGAAUGUCUUCUUCAAUGGGGAUCUUGAUAUGUCGCGGGCGAGGGCGGAUCCCCCUUCACAAUUACAGCUGAAUCGCAACUGCAAUCCGGCCGUAUUUGAUUGUGAUCCCUCCCCAGAUUCACAUUCUCAUUCGAAUUAUAGUUUGGGUUGGGACAGACGACCAAAAGUCGCUCGGAGGCCGCCCCUCGCUUGGCUCCCGACAGCCUGGACAUCCGCCCACCUCCAACAACCUCCGACUAUUUGUCCCAACUCAAACUAUAAUCUGAAUGAGAAUCCGAACCCAAGAAGAGAUCAUAGUCAAUUACAGUCAGAUUCCAUCCAUGAUCCGACCGUAAUUACGAAAGGAAUCAAAAGAGGAGUAUGGAAAAGUGAAUCAAAGGAUCCGCUCUCGCCAUGUGUGUGCACACAGGUGCAUGAUGAAAUGCUUGACGAUUGGGAUUGGGAUUGGGAGUUGGACAUGUUGUUUGGAGAUGAAUGAUUUCCAUGAAUGGUAUAACUAAUGCAAUUUAUAAAUAAAGAUGAUGAAUGCAUGCGUAGAUGUAAUGUAUGUGCGGUAAUAUUAGAAGCACAAAGUGGCUGCUUUUUUUGUUUA